AUGGCCGAUGAGAAAAUCGUGAUCGCAAGCACCGCAGUUGUGUGCGCCGAAGCGAAAAUCGAUGGCGAAGUGACGAUUGGCGAAGGGUGUGUGGUGCACCCAUACGUGACAUUCAACGCCACCAAGGGACCAAUUAUCAUCGGCGAUAAUAAUUUGUUCGAAGAGCAUUGCGUUAUUGAAAAUACAACCGAAGGCCAACCGAUGAUAAUCGGCGAUUCGAACGUAUUCCAAGUCAAAUCAGAAUGUCGCGCCAAAUACGUCGGAAGUCGAAAUGUGAUCGGAAUUCGCGCGCAACUCGGCGACGGCUGCUUCAUCGCCGAUAAUUGCGCAAUCGCGAUCGACGGUCGAAUCGGCGCGCGCGAGACCAUCGAAUCGUUCGUGUCGGUUUACGGCACACUGAAUGAGCACCGAAAAACGGCCGUCACCAAUAUGCCAACCAACAUCCAAUUGGACCUCAUGCGCAAACUCCUGCCCUCCUAUCAUCACAUGUACGGACGUAAACGGGCAACGGCCACCUAA
Messenger RNA from Caenorhabditis bovis, 519 nucleotides. The record is from the annotation of a GenBank genome assembly. NCBI's taxonomy places the organism in Eukaryota, Metazoa, Nematoda, Chromadorea, Rhabditida, Rhabditidae.